AUGCAGGCUUCGCUACCAUCCCUUUCCCGGCCUCCAUGCGGAUGCGUCGUCCCUGGACGCGUCCCCUGUGCUCGUGUGCACGUAGCGCAGCAGCCUGCAAGCCGGCAGCCAUUGGCCAUGCACCAGUCCAUCGGUCGCGGGAGGACGUGCUCUCCUUCUUUCUCCACCCUUUCCGCAGCCGCGUCUCCCACUGCUGCGUCUGCCAGUGUCCUUCGAACCUCCUCCCUCCACCCGUGGGGAUGGCAGGGUCUAAGGGUCCCAGGAAGGAUAGAGCUAGGGAGAGGUGUGGGAUUACAUCCAGGCACAGGAUUGGGAGGAGGAUUUCAGGGCACAGGUGUAGCAGGAGCAGGAGCGGGUGUCGGAAGGGGUAGAGGGCUCAGAAGAGCUGGUUCCUUGGGUGUAGUUGCGGCGGUUUCUGGUGCAGGUGCAUCUGGGGGAGGGGGAGACUCGUCUGGGUCCACGUCACAGUGGAAGGCAGGUAGCAGCAAAUCGAAAGCUGCCAGCUCAGCAUCAGGCUCUACAGGGAAAGCAGCUGGGGGGGCAAAGAAGGCGAAAGCGGCGAAGAAGCGGUCUCAGGGCACGUCAGCAGCAGCAGCGGCUGACGUGGAUAAGGACUGGGAUCCAAUCACCGAAUUACUGGAGCGGGUGCCGAACCGAGUGGAGCCGCAGGUUCGGGUGAACGGGCAGCUGAUGUCUCUCAAGGAGGCGGAGGCUCGGGCCGUACCUGCGCCCAUCCGAGCCUUGAACGCCCUAGAGGAAGGGAUUGAAAGCGCUCGUGAGGCGGCCUUGGGAAAGCUGGCGGAGGUUUUAGGAGGGGUGGAUAAGGAGGUGAUUAUUGAGGAAGGGAGUGACGAAGAGGGCGUGGCAGCAGAGGGAAGGGAAGGAAAGGAAGGGAAACAAUCUCAACAGGGAUUUUCCUCAGGCGCUGAUGCUACUCAACAGGCUAAUCCAGUAUACCUGAAAGAUCUCCUGCGCGAGUUUAAGGGGGAGCUGGUGGUUCCAGAGGAGGCGUUUGCUCCGCGCGUGGUGGAAACCACCGCGUUUGAGCGCGCGCUGGCGGACGCUCCGCCCAUGAGCGCGGCGGAGUUUCUGGGUUUUGCGGAGAAGAAGCAGGUGGCGCUGGUGACGUCGCGCGGGCUGAAGAGGCGCGAUGGGAGGUUUGAGUACUGGGACGUGCUGGUGGAGCUGAAGGAGGUCCCGGGGGAGCCUGCCCUUCAAACCAACACCUGGCGGCUCAAGGUGGACUCACAGUCCGUGCCGGCAGUGCUGGCGGCCUAUAAGGGACCACAGAAGGAGGUGGAGACAGUGUACUCGACGUUUGUCGAGGUGCCAUCAGCUAAGCCCCUCCCAGCAGCCUCUACCAUCUCUGGGCGAAUCUUCCUGGAAUGUUCGAUCCUAGCAGCCAUUCUCCAAUCCUUCCUCUCCGCCCUCAUCGCUUCGUCCACCGCCGCCCUUCUCCUCUCCUCCUCCGCCGUACUCUUUAUAGUCCGAUCCGUUUUGUGGCCCCUGGCGAAACCCCUGCUGACGCCUGUAGUCUGGGUUGUAGCGGCUGUAGCGAAGCAGAUAGCAGCAGUGCUCACUGCCACGUGGGCUAGUCUUUUCGCUCCGGGCGGCGCCAGUUUGUUUGGGUUCUUGCAGCUACAGCUGGCGGCGAUGUUUGGGAGCGGGGGGAUAGCAGCGGGGGUGACUGGCUCUGCUGCCACUGCGUCAGGAGAUGCUAUUACUGACGUGGCAGUUGACCUGGCGCGGGAUAUUUUCAUUGGGAAGCUGAAGAGCUCAGCGAAAGCGGUGGGGAUGAUGGUGUUUGUGGUGCUGUUUAUGGCAGCAGGGGCGAAAUUCACUCUCAACAGACGCACGAGGGAUUACACUAAGUGGGACAUUUGGCAAGCCAUUGAGUUCGGCCAGUCCAAGCCCCAGGCUCGAGUGGAGGGCUCCACAGGAGUGAAGUUUGAGGAUGUGGCAGGCAUCGACGAGACCGUGCAGGAGCUACAGGAGCUCGUGGAAUACCUCAAAGAUCCUCAGCGCUUCAACCUCAUGGGAACCAAGCCCCCACACGGAGUGCUGCUGGAAGGGCCGCCAGGGUGCGGCAAGACACUGCUAGCCAAGGCCAUAGCAGGCGAGGCGGGAGUGCCGUUCUACCAGAUGGCGGGCUCUGAGUUCGCAGAAGUGCUGGUGGGAGUGGGGGCUGCUCGUGUGCGAGAUCUCUUCAAGCGAGCCAAGGUCAACAAGCCCGCGGUCGUCUUCAUCGACGAGAUCGACGCCCUCGGUGCCGCGCGCUCCUCAGCUGGAGGGGACGAGGGCGCGGAUGCGGGAGUGACGGAGCGUGAAACGACUCUCAACCAGCUGCUCAUCGAGCUUGAUGGCUUCGACACCGGCCAGGGGGUGGUGUUCAUUGGCGCCACCAACCGCAUGGACAUGCUGGAUGCUGCGCUGCUGCGCCCGGGGCGGUUCGACAGAAAGAUCACCAUCGUGCCGCCGGGGUCCAAGGGCAGGGCGGAGGUGCUGAAGGUGCAUGCUAAGAAGGUCAAGAUGAGCCCGCACGUGGACCUCGACACGAUCGCAGGCAACCUUGCAGGGUGGAGUGGCGCGCAGCUGGCGAAUCUGCUGCAGGAGGCGGCGCUGGUGGCGGUGAGGAGGGGGGCGGGGGAGAUAGAGGACGAGGAUCUCUACACGGCAGCGGACCGCCUCACCCUCGGCACGCCCCGGGAGCGAUGGGGGGCAGAGCAGGGCAAGCACCCGCUGCUGGUGCGGAGAAUGGCGGUGCAUGAAGCGGGGCUGGCGCUUACGGCACUGCUGCUGAUCGAGUAUGACGAUGCGCAGGUGGAGCCGCCCCAGCGACUCUCCAUCGUUCCCCGAGGGGAGACACCCUCGUGGACCGUAUUCAACCGCAUUGAUGAUGAGGCGUACCUUUUCGAGAAGAGACGAACGCUGCUACACCGAUUGCAGGUGAUGCUGGGGGGCCGGGCGGCAGAGGAGGUGGUGUGGGGGCGCGACAGCAGCACGUACAGUCAGCGCCACGUGGCGGAUGCUUCCUGGAUGGCGUACAAGUUUGUCUCCAUAUGGCACAUGGCGGGGAAGGUGCUCCCUCGGGGUAUCCCGCCCGCCUGGAAGCGCCGCAGCACUGCCAGCGGACCUUCUCUGGGCUUUGAGGGGAGCCUCUACGCAGACUACGGGUUCACAGGGGGGAAGAUCAGCGAUCAUGCUGAUGACGUGGCAGCUGACAUGGCGCAUGCUUUGCUGGACGAGGCGUAUGCUGCCACGUGGCAGCUGCUGGCGGACCACAAAGCUGCUCUGGUCAAGGCAGUCAAUGUGCUAAUGGCGAAGGGAGAGAUCCAAGGGUCGGAUCUCGAUAUUAUCCUGGACGCCUAUCCUGCAGGAACACCUGUUCAGGUGGUUGAAACAGAGGCGGCACCUGGGGAACUACCUGAAGCCUUUGCAGGGCAUUCGGGGGACACAGAGAGCGAGGGAGAGGAAGAGGAUGGAAGGAGGAGGAGGAGGGAGGAGGGGGUAGAGGUGAGGAAGGUGGAAGGACAGUUUAGGAGUGUGUUGGAAGGGAUAUUGGAAGAAAAGGGAAAGGAGGAGAAGGUAGAGGAGGAAAGGGAGGGUAUGAGGGGUGCUGGGGAGGAUGCUGGGAUGGGGAAGGAUAAGGACGAGGGAAAAAAGGUGGAGGGAUUAAGUUCCGAGGCUUCAGAGGGGGAGAGAGAGGAUGGGGAGGAUGAGGAGUGGGCGGAAGAAGAGUCAGAUGAAGACGAGGAUGAGAGGUUGAUUCUGGAAGCUAUGGAUUGGAAGGCAGGAGCGGUUGGAGGGAGUGGAGAGGAAGGGAGUGGGGUGGAGAAGAGUGGUGAGGGGCGAGGUGGGGAAGAUGUGAGGGCAGCUGAGUCGCAAACGGUUGAGAGGGGUGCAGAGGUUGCUGGUCUAGGAGCAGUUUAG
Messenger RNA from Closterium sp. Naga37s-1, 3930 nucleotides. The record is from the annotation of a GenBank genome assembly. Lineage: Eukaryota; Viridiplantae; Streptophyta; Zygnematophyceae; Desmidiales; Closteriaceae.